Molecule: messenger RNA, 570 nt
Organism: Fonsecaea nubica
Lineage: Eukaryota; Fungi; Ascomycota; Eurotiomycetes; Chaetothyriales; Herpotrichiellaceae
Exons: 1
Coding region: 1-570 (189 amino acids)
Source: RefSeq, a predicted model, not a curated record
AUGAACGCUGACAAGAUACCCCUUGUUGUCGAAUCGUCCUUGACCAAUGGAGGCGAACGAACCGUUAUCGACUCCGACCUAGCUCCUGGCGCCAGUGCUCCAUCGCAUUAUCACACCGACUUCACCGAGACAUUCACUCUGGUCAGCGGCUCAAUGACCGUUUGGACUUCAGAAGAUUUGGACGAGGCCAACUUCAGACCAAUCGAGCUCGAGGUGGGAAAGGCGGUCCCAGUUCCUCCAAACACGCUGCAUAAAUUUCUGGUCAACGAACAGUCCCGCGUCCACGUUGUCAUGAGUCCCGGCACCUUAGGUUUCGAGAGAACGAUUCUCAUCAUGCGCGGCACACAGGCAGAUGGCACGUAUACUCAGUUCAGCUCACCGGAGACCGAGAGUGGUGCAACAUUCUAUUGCGUACUUGGAGACCUCACCAACACCAUUUUUGUUGGAGAGGCAAAGGCGCACCUUGACGCGUUACUCGCCGCGAAAGGUACAGAGGUCGAGUCUAUAAAGCAGGAACUGAUUAGCAAAUAUGCGUCUGAUGAGCAUUUGAAAAAGGCUGCAGGAAUUUGA